AUGAUGUCUUUCAUCAGUUUAGUCUGUUUUAUACUCUUACCUUCGAUAAAUCCUCAACUUCAAAUCAAUCUUCAUUUAACCGAUUGGACAAAUUAUGAUGAAAUAAAUGUUGAUUUGCAACAUGAUUGUCUUCAUGUUCCUACUCAUUUGAUUGAAGAUAAUAUUCAAUAUCAUCAAGUCAUUUCAUAUUGUAUGGGUGAAAGGCCUUCAAAAUGGAACAUAGAAGAAAACAGUUUUGAUCAAAAUUACAGUUUUUCUCAACUUAAAAUGCUUAAUAUUACUAGUCAACAAUUAUAUCUUUGGUCAGCUCCUGUGGAUAUUGUUGAAGAAUAUGAAUCCUAUUUGAAUCAAAGUUUAUUUUCAAAUCAAUCAUUAGCAUUAAUGGCAACACAAUUAUUCUAUAAUUGUACACAAUCAAGAUUUGGAUCUGUAUGUCAAUAUUCAUUAGAUAUUUCGACUUCUUCUGUUGCUUCAUCACUGAAAGAAAUCAUUCAUGAUUUUUAUUUGCAAGAAUAUGAACCAACGACUUGGACAUGUUAUACUCAUUUAGAAUGUAAUCGUGGUACAAGUACAGCUUGUCUUGAUUGGACUGAGAUUUGUAAUGAAAAUGAAUAUCGAUGUAACAAUGGACAAUGUAUAUCGAAGAUAUUUUAUCAUGAAGGUCCAAACUCUUUCGAUUGUAUUGAUACAACUGAUGAAGGCGACCAAGGGCGCGAAGAUAUUCGUUAUCGUUCACAAGAACCAAUAUUUAGAUUCGAAGAUAUUACACGCGAAAAAGAUCUGCGAGGGGAGACGGAGAUGUAUUUUACUACUUCACGUGUACUUAGUCGAAAUGAUCUUAUUUUAGAAGACAUGUUUUUGAACAAACCAAAUUCAACAUCUGAUGAAUGUUGGCUUGCAUAUAGAUGCCAAUUUAGCAUUCCUCGUUAUGAUGGUCCAUUAUGUGGCAAUAUGUGCAGUAAGAAUGGAAUAUGUCAAGAAAUUAUCAAUAAAACGUGUCCUGAUAUAUUGUUUAUUCCAAAUGCUCCAUUAUUAUUUGGACAUAUUCAUUUCGCUUACACAAAAGAAGAUGCAGUACAGGCACCUGGUAUAAUUUUUCCACCACCGUACGUAUGUUAUAAUGAUCAAUUAUGCGAUGGAUUUUACACAAAUAGAACAUUAUUAACGUUUAAGAAUCUAACAUGUCGUCGUCCUGGUGAUUUUCCAUUCAAAUUUCCUCCUCUUGGAAGAAACGAUUGGUUAAAGGCAUAUGUUAAACCACUUUACAAAGAACUCUAUAAAUGCAAUACAAUUAUUCAUAAUAUUUCUGCAGUUUGUGACAAUUCAAUGAUGUAUCGAUGUAUUAACUCGUCUAAAUGUAUUUCAAAAGAUCGUAUUGAUGAUGAUUUCAUAGAUUGCGAUUAUGGAGAUGAUGAAGAUCCAAGUGUAGUCUACGAUAUUUGUUUAAAAAAUGAAUCUAAAACGUUUUUCAAAUGUACAACAACAACUCGAUGUAUUCAUUAUCAAAAAGUAGACGAUGGUAAAUGUCAUUGCGGACGUAAUGAAUAUGGUUUGUGUGAUGACGAAGAUAGAACAUUUCGAUAUAUAACAUCACAUUUAUCAUUUCAAACUAUUUGUGAUGGUUUUACCGAACUUAUUCCUGUUAAUAUUAAUGGACAGAAUGAAACGGAUGAAACUGAAUGUGAACUAUGGCAAUGUAAUAAUAUGUAUACUCGAUGCGAUGGCAUUUGGAAUUGUUUUAAUGGAGCUGAUGAAGUUCAUUGUAAUACAUCCGUAUCAUUCAGUUGCCCAUCCAAUCAUCAUAUAUGUGUUUCGCCUAGUACGAACCAACUUACAUGUUUAUCUCUUGCAAAGGCGAACAAUGGUAUUAUCGAUUGUUUGGGUGCCACCGAUGAGCCAAAAUUAUGUCGAUCAACCGAUUAUGUUCACAGCAAAGAAACUUUUUACUGUUUCAAUGAUAGCUCUUCACCUUGCAGAGUAUCUUCAGAUCUUUGUGACGGAAACAAAAACUGCAUCAAUGGAGAUGACGAACGGCUUUGUUCUUCGACACGAAAUUUUUCCGCUUAUACUAGUAUUUGUCAACCUAAGUAUUACGCAUUCCGUUCUGAUGUCGAAAAAUUUCUUUGUGAACGCUUUACCAUUUGGAAUAAAACAUUAGCUGUACAUUUUUCAUUGGAUACGAUCAAAUUCGACAAAGUCAAAAACAUAAUACACUCAAUUCCGCCUGCCAUGAAAUCUAUUAUUCAUCAUCACCAAUACCGUUGUCAUCGUGGUCUUCCUUUGCGUAUCUGGCAAAAUCGAGAGAAGAACUUGACUGAUAUCACCUGUCUUUGUCCACCAAGCUUUUAUGGUAACAUUUGUCAAUAUCAAAACCAACGAGUUAGUCUAACUAUGAGAUUUCAAGCAUAUUCGGAUUCUCGACGGACAUUAUUGGCUCUUGUAAUUACACUUAUCGAUAAUAGUGACGAACGAAUUAUUCAUUCACAUGAACAACUCACUUAUUUGUACGUUGAAGAUUGCCAAAAGAAAUUUAACGUUUAUCUACUUUAUUCUACUCGACCAAAAAAUGAUACGCAAAAUUAUUCGAUACAUAUUGACAUUUAUGACAAGAUUUUAUUAACUUAUCGAGGAAGUUUAUUAAUACCAAUUAAAUUUCCUUUUUUACCUGUACAUCGUAUUGCUGUUCAUCUUAAUAUUCCACGUAUAAAUGCCGAUAUUCAAAGUUGUACAAAUCAAACAUGUAUACAUGGCCAAUGUACGAUAUAUUCAGAAGAUUCAAAAGGCACUCCAUUUUGUCAUUGUAAUGAACGAUGGUCUGGAAAACACUGUACUAUACCAUAUACUUGUAAAUGCUCAUCUGAUUCAUUAUGUGCUGGUAUAUUAGCUAACAAUCGAUCUAUUUGUAUUUGUCCUAUAAACAAAUUUGGUCCUCGAUGUUUAUUUAAUCAUACAGUUUGUCAGUCUAAUCAAAAUAAUACAUGUAAUAAUGGUGGCGUAUGUAUACCUAUAGAUGAAUAUAUGCAAGUAGAUGAUAAGAAAUUCUUUUGCAUAUGUGCGAAAGGUUUUACUGGCGGACGAUGUGAAAUACCUGAUAACAAAAUGAUACUAUCAUUCCAUAAACAUAUUCAAUUAUCACAAACAUUGAUAAUUCAUUUUAUUAAAAUCAUUAGCAAUAGUUCUCCUAAGAACAGCAGUACUCUCAUUAGGAUUCCUAUUCAUCGAAAGACAGCUAUUAUUAACUGGACAAAUGAAUUUCAUAUUGCUUUUGUUCAACUUUUCGAUAAAGAUUUUUAUCUAAUUACUGUUCAAAAAAGAAACAAUCUAUCAUCGAUAUUUGAAAAAACAAUCAAUCCAUCGGAUCGCUGUAAACAUAUAAGUGAAGUAUUGAAUGAAACGAUCGUUCGAUUACAACCUAUUCGUCGUAUUAAAUAUUAUCAUGUGCCAUGCCAUCAAUCAUCACCAUCUUUACCUUGUUUUUUUGAUGAUAAUCAUUUUUGUUUAUGCACUGAUUUUAAUCAUCAACGGAUCGCCAAUU
Adineta steineri is the source of this 3535-nucleotide messenger RNA. NCBI's taxonomy places the organism in Eukaryota, Metazoa, Rotifera, Eurotatoria, Adinetida, Adinetidae. The record is from the annotation of a GenBank genome assembly.